AUGGAAGCAGUAAUGGGGUACUGCAGUAAUGAGUUUGGAAUGGAGGAAACAAAUUCAAAUAGUGUAGAGUUCGGAAUGGGAGAAUCAAGUGUUAUUGGAAUUGAAACUGCGGCCAAUUCUGUAAAUGCUCCUAAACCACUACUAGGAAUGAAGUUUAAUAGUCAUGAAGAAGCUUAUAACUAUUAUAACUCUUAUGCAUUGCCAUUUUCGGUGAGAGACCCUAGUGGAUGUAAGGCAAUGAUAACUAAUAAGUUCAGUCUUCCAUUUGCUCCAUUUACUGGUGUAAAUCAACAUAGGCAGUCCACUUUACUUGGUUGUGCAUUAUUAGCCGAUGAACAGGAAGAUACCUUUGUUUGGUUAUUUGAAGAAUGGCUGAAAUGCAUGCACGGCAUUGAACCAGGUGCUAUUAUAACAGAUCAGGAUAGAGCAAUGUGUAAUGCUAUUCACUUAUGUGAAGGGUAUUGGCUUGAGAUGAAGGAGAAAUUUGAUAUAAAUGAAGAAGAUGAAGGAUGGUUGCAAACAGUUUACAAAUGUCGAGAACAUUGGGUGCCAUGCUAUUUGAAGGAUACUUUUUUUGCUGGAAUGAUAUCAAGCCAAAGGAGUGAAAGUAUUAAUUCUUUUUUUGAUGGGUAUGUUAACUCACAGACUCAAUUACAAGAGUUUGUGACACAAUAUGAAAAAGCAGUAACUCACCGUCGAUUAAGUGAAGCCCAUGAAGAUUUUAAGAGUCUUAACACAAAGCCUGUCAUGCUCCUUGGACAUCCAAUUGAGGUCCAAGUUGGAGAAAUUUAUACACGCAAUAUGUUUGCUGUGUUCCAAACUGAAUUCAAAGGAUUUGGUACAGAGUUUUGUGAAGAAUUGAGAAAAGAUGGAGACAUUGUUGAAUACCAGGUCUGUAAGUUUACAGAUAGAGGAAAAUGGGAGGUGGUUACUUAUGACCAGUCUAGUCAUUUGCAGUUCAUUUGCACUUGUGUUUUGUUUGAAACCAAUGGUGUUGUAUGUAGACAUAUAUUAUCAUUAAUGAUGGCUAGACAAAUGGAUUCAUUACCCGACCAUUACAUCCUACAUCGUUGGACUAUACAUGCUCGACAUCGUAACAUUGGGGUUAGCAACAUUGUAUUUGGAAAAAAUAUCACAAGCUGUGAAGAGAAGAUUAAUUUAUUGAAAUCUUGGGCUUUAAGAGCAAAAUUCAAUAAUGCGCUCGAGCUUGCACUUGAUUCAGAAGAGAAGAUGCAAAAAUUAGAUGAUGUGUUAACAAAUUUCAUAGAGUCAAUUGAAGAAGAAGUUAGAGAGACUCGAGUUCAAAUGGAGGAUAUUCCUCAGAUUACCGCACCCAUUUCACAUACAAUGGAGCACAUUCCUCAGAUUACAGUUCGUGAUCCUGAUAGACCUGCAAGGACUAAAGGUCGUCCACGCAAUGCUACUAGAAUCCAAUCAGGUUUAGAACAAGCACAAGAAAAGAAAGAAAGGAAGAAACGCAUAUGUAGCAGAUGUGGUGAACUCGGGCAUUAUAGGACUAGCUGUAAAGUCAACUUGCAAAGCUAA
Messenger RNA from Asparagus officinalis (garden asparagus), 1545 nucleotides. RefSeq names its product protein FAR1-RELATED SEQUENCE 5-like. Lineage: Eukaryota; Viridiplantae; Streptophyta; Magnoliopsida; Asparagales; Asparagaceae. Gene Ontology annotation, molecular function: nucleic acid binding; zinc ion binding. Bases 1 to 1545 code for a protein of 514 amino acids. The transcript is spliced from 5 exons. The record is from RefSeq and is a predicted model, not a curated record. Gene Ontology annotation, biological process: regulation of DNA-templated transcription.